CUCUAAUCUCUUGAUGUUCUAACAUGUUCUUCUCUGAUAAAUCUCUAAAAUUCAGAGCAUCAUUAGGGUUUCAAAUUGAAAACAAGGAUAUAUAUAAGUGAUCAUCAAUCAAUGGAGAGCACCGAUUCAUCCACAGGACCACCGCAGCCUCAGCUCCCACCGGGCUUUCGCUUCCACCCCACCGACGAAGAACUGGUUGUUCACUACCUCGAGAAGAAGGCCUCCUCCGUUCCUCUUCCUGUUACAAUCAUCGCUGAUGUUGAUCUCUACAAGUUUGAUCCAUGGGAGCUUCCAGCUAAGGCUAAUUUUGGGGAACAAGAAUGGUACUUUUUCAGCCCAAGAGACCGGAAGUACCCUAACGGAGCAAGGCCAAACAGGGCGGCGACUUCUGGGUAUUGGAAGGCUACUGGAACUGAUAAGCCGGUAAUGACUUCCGGCGGGACUCAGAAGGUGGGUGUUAAGAAGGCGCUGGUCUUCUAUGGAGGGAAGCCACCAAAAGGGAUCAAAACCAAUUGGAUCAUGCAUGAAUAUAGGCUCUCCAACAGCAAAACCAGUACCAAGCCACCAGGGUGCGAUGUGGGCAACCGAAAAGGCUCCUUGAGGCUUGAUGAUUGGGUGUUAUGUCGAAUCUACAAGAAGAUCAAUACCCAGAGACCGAUGGAAAACGACAGGGAUGACUCCACGAACGACAUGCUUGGAUCAAUACCAAUUGGCCAUCAAAAUCCAAAACUGCUCCAAUUAAAGGCCUCAAACUAUGGUGCAUUGAUCGAAAAUGAACAGAACUUAAUGGAAGGUAUGAUGAACAGUGAUGGGUCUUUGUCUCAGUUGGCGUCAUCUAGUUCAAAACUGCAGAUUCCGAUGGUCACCGGAGCUUCUUCCGGCCUACCAGUGAAGCGUGCGCUCCCGAAUCUAUACUGGAACGAUGAAAGCAUGACCGGCUCUCAAGCUACCAAAAGAUUUCUUGCAGAUAAUAACGAUGAAAGGGUUGCAAGAACAGAUGACAACAGUUCUAUUGCCAGUUUGCUCAGCCAGCUUCCUCAAACCCCUUCAUUACAUCAACAAGCAGCCAUGUUGGGGUCUCUUGGUGAUGGGGUUUUUGGACAACCCUAUCAACUCCCUGGCAUGAAUUGGUACUCCUAG
Molecule: messenger RNA, 1140 nt
Organism: Ilex paraguariensis (yerba mate)
Lineage: Eukaryota; Viridiplantae; Streptophyta; Magnoliopsida; Aquifoliales; Aquifoliaceae
Source: the annotation of a GenBank genome assembly